UUGGUUUUAUUCUAUUUUUUCAAGAGGCUCCAUAACAGCUUUUUUCAAAUCGACAAGAAGAAAACAUCGGCGCAAGUUGUAAUGCAUUGAAAACAAUUGAAACUURAUUUUGACAAGACUUGAUUAAAGUCUUCAAUGAAGAAGAGCGUUUCUACAAACUUAGAAAUUUCAAUUUGAGCAAUUAAACCAUCAAAAGCAAUCAAAAGCAAUGUUUUCCCCGAUCACCUCGGCAGCUGCUCGCUGAUAACAAUCUCUCUUAGUUAGGGAUUGUUUUGUCCGGAAUUGCAUUCAAGUGGUAAUGGUCGUCCCAGUAUAUAUUAAAGCUUAACAAGAAAAGAGUUUCAAGAUAUUCUAUUGGUCCGAACGAGUUAUAAUUUAAACGUGAAACAAAAACGCCUCGAUUAGCAAUUGCAAGUUGUGCAUGGAUAUAUCGCUCGACAUUGGUUCAAGAGUUCUUCUUGAUACGGAGCAACGCAACUAAGGAUUAAGGUUUUUCAAAAAUGGAAAACAAUACUUCAUUUCCAGUGAACAAAUGUUUAUUUAUGCCUGAAGACUUUUAUACUUUGAUGAAUGUUUACGAUCAAGCUUUUCGAUUAUCAACAUAUGCUAUCCUAGCUAUUGGCAGUGUCCUUUCCGUUCUCAUCGUCAUGGUCAACGGUCUGUUCCUAUCGACAAUGGUGAAAACCCCAAAYCUUAUUAGCCCUCCGAAUAUACUCCUCUGUUCCCUAGCAACGGCAGAUGGUCUUACAGGGUUGCUAAGCAUACCGCUGUGCAUAGGCUGGGUCUUCGAUAUUCGGCUUUUGCAUUCAUGCGCGUACACUAAAACAACUCUCCUUUUUAUGUUCAUCAUAUUUGGUGCCUCCUUCUUCACUAUCGUUGGUGUUUGUCUGGAGAGGUAUCUUGCUUUAUUUUACAGUCUUCGCUAUGCUGCAAUGGUGACUUUAAAACGGGUUUUACUGGCGUUAUUACUCGCAUGGAUCUUCCCUUCCUUAUUCAACAGUUUGAUGAUAAUCAUGGGGGACUUGUACGCUCUUCUUGCUGUCUCCUUGGUUAACCUUUUCGUUGGAAAUACCAUCAUCAUGUUCACAUACUUUAGGGUCUUCAGACUUGUCAGACACCAUCGGAAACAGAUUCAUGCCCAACAGAAUCAAUUCUGCUUGGUAGACUCAACCGCCCGUCAGCGCAAACAUGCCAUUACAAUGGGUUUUGUCAUUGGUUCCAUGAUGUGCUGUUAUUUUCCUUUGUGUUGCUUUUAUGCUGUGUUGAUGAUAAAAGGAAUUCAUCGUGGCAUUGCCGUGCCUGCCUUGUACUGUAUGAUGGCAGCUUUGAGCAGCUCAUUGUGGAAUCCACUUAUUUAUUGCUGGAGGAACAGAGCUAUCAAGAUGGCAGUUUUAGAACAGCUUGCUCGUCUUAAAGGCUGCUUUACUGGACUACAAACCCAGCAAGUACAAGCAUUAUCGACUUAGUGUGGUUGUUUUUAGGAUUUCUAGUAAAACUUAACUCUUAUUCAUGGCGAUGAAACUGAUGCGUAUAUGGGCCACAGGCUUAAAGUACCCUGUAAAGGAUCGUUUUGCGCAAAACCUGUCGAGGCUAUAUAUUUUUUUGGACAUAUUUUUAAAAGCUGAACUACUGACGUACCAUCGAAGGCCGGGAACUUCUGAACCGUACAUAUACGUGUGAAUAAUUCUACACAACUMGCAAAACACGUGAAUAUCUGUAAUGAUAAAUAUUGUUGACAUGAACAGGCAUUACUUUGGUCGCUGACGUCCAUGUCACGUGAUCAAUGCUGACAAUAAACUUAAGUAAAGUGUAGUGGUGUCAAAACAACGCUGGACAUUCAGAUAAUGCCAGGGACGUAUUUGUAUUUAAUUGAGAUUUCGYAUUGUCUGUAAUAAAAGCUCAAUAUGUUGGUUGGCGAAAUAAAGUUUCACCUUUGAAAAAAGGGAAAAAGCA
Exaiptasia diaphana is the source of this 1953-nucleotide messenger RNA. Its product is annotated as G-protein coupled receptor 12-like. The record is from RefSeq and is a predicted model, not a curated record. Bases 501 to 1466 code for a protein of 321 amino acids. Gene Ontology annotation, molecular function: G protein-coupled receptor activity. Lineage: Eukaryota; Metazoa; Cnidaria; Anthozoa; Actiniaria; Aiptasiidae. The transcript has a single exon. Gene Ontology annotation, cellular component: membrane. Gene Ontology annotation, biological process: G protein-coupled receptor signaling pathway.